Molecule: messenger RNA, 1105 nt
Organism: Periconia digitata
Lineage: Eukaryota; Fungi; Ascomycota; Dothideomycetes; Pleosporales; Periconiaceae
Source: the annotation of a GenBank genome assembly
CACCCAUGAAACAUAAACGUCGUCGCUCCCGCCUCUUCUCUCCUCCCUAGACACACCAGUUACAACACCACUCUCGCUCGCGGCCUUGCUGCACCCACCAGCUGUCAACAUGGCCCCCCGCAAGUCGCGAGCCAACACCCCCGAAUUCCCCAUUCUCGAAGCCCACGGCCUGUACCCUGGAGACAUUCGUGGAGAUGGCAACUGCCUCUUCAACGCCCUCUCGGAUCAGCUCUACGGCCACCAAGAGAACCACGAAGUGCUCCGAGUUACCACCAUUGAACACAUGAAAGACAACUCGGACUUCUACCGACAGUACAUGACCUGCAACAAUGUCCGCCGAAACCCAAAACGCAAGACAAAAGCUGCCCAACAAUCGCGCGUCGAUGCGUGCUUCUAUACAGAGUCUGAGCUCCAGAAACAAUUCGAAGAUCACGUCGAGAAGAUGGGCCAACCCGGUGAAUGGGCCGACAACAUGGAAGUCUCUGCUUUUGCAUCAGCCUUGAACGUUCAUGUUCGUCUCUGGCAGGCAGACUACACCUACCUCAUCUCCCCUCGCUUGCAAUACGUUUCCGAGGAUGCAGCUGCUGUAGAUGAUCGACAAGUCCUCCACAUUGCCUACCACACCUGGGAGCACUACUCCUCCGUCCGCAACAAUGCUGGUCCACACACAGGCGAGCCUACAGUCAAUGUCACUCCACAGCAAUCCACUGCAGGCUCCAGGAAGCGUCCCAGCCCUAGCGUCAGCGAUGAGGAUGAGAUCCCUCGAGCCAGCAAGAGGCGCUCACCGCUUCCCCUGUUCGAUUCCGAUUCCACCCCCGAAGGCACCGAGAGCUCAUCAGACGAGUCCAACGGUCCUCUUCUCUCCCAAUCACACUUGGAUAUACCCGAACCAGAUCAGACGGCAAAGCCUCAAAAGCUGACCAUCAAGCUCCGAGGCCUGCGUACUACUGAUCUCGUCGACCCUGUCGAUCCAGUCGAGCCAGUCGAGCCACAGGAGCCAUUGACAGCUAUUCCCCUAGACAUCAGCCCUACACCCAAACCUGCAUCUACCACACAUUUGCCGCCAUUUCCUCAGGUCAUUGACCUUACCACCAACACCUACUAA